Molecule: messenger RNA, 721 nt
Organism: Phyllostomus discolor (pale spear-nosed bat)
Lineage: Eukaryota; Metazoa; Chordata; Mammalia; Chiroptera; Phyllostomidae
Product: U6 snRNA-associated Sm-like protein LSm1
Exons: 1
Coding region: 141-542 (133 amino acids)
Biological process (GO): deadenylation-dependent decapping of nuclear-transcribed mRNA
Cellular component (GO): P-body; Lsm1-7-Pat1 complex
Molecular function (GO): RNA cap binding
Source: RefSeq, a predicted model, not a curated record
UGAAAGCCGGGGCAGAAGUGCUGGUCUGGGUCCGCGUUCCAGUCCCCGUUCCCCCGAGGCGGUGGCUACGGUAAGAGGAAAGAGGUGUUGGACACGCCGGCCCUUCGCCGCUACACACUGCAGCCUUACCUCAGCUCAAAAUGAACUACAUGCCCGGCACCGCCAGCCUCAUCGAGGAUAUCGACAAAAAGCACUUGGUUCUGCUUCGAGAUGGGAGGACACUUAUAGGCUUUUUGAGAAGCAUUGAUCAAUUUGCUAAUUUAGUGCUACAUCAGACUGUGGAGCGUAUUCAUGUGGGCAAAAAAUACGGUGAUAUUCCUCGAGGGAUUUUUGUGGUCAGAGGAGAAAAUGUGGUCCUACUAGGAGAAAUAGACUUGGAAAAGGAAAGUGACACACCCCUUCAGCAAGUGUCUAUUGAAGAAAUCCUGGAAGAACAAAGGGUGGAACAGCAGACCAAGCUAGAAGCCGAGAAGCUGAAAGUCCAGGCCCUGAAAGACCGAGGUCUCUCCAUUCCUCGAGCAGAUACUCUCGAUGAGUAUUAACUCUCGUUCAGAGGCCAUUGCUCUUGGGGAGCAGGGGCUGCCACUGAAUGAAAGUGACAUUCUGGUCACCUCACACAUUUGACUAGAGACUAGAAUUUUGAAAAGCCAUUUUUCUUUUGAGUCUUUCACAUAUGCAAAAUGAAAAAAUCAUGUAACAGGGUUUUUUUCCCCCUUUUUAA